CUUUUGGACUCAAUACUUUGACAUUCCUUAGACACCAAAAGCUGGGGAAUGACCCUUUUGCUAAAGAAUAAACUGUUGUCUUCUACUUUGGCUUCUGAGCUCCGUUUGUGAACUUUCUUUCAGUGGUGGGAUCCACUGUCUGCAACCCCAUACCUUGCAAAAGGGAAUUGGAAGGGAGGAGCUGGGUAGAGAUGAUGGGGAAGUGGCAUGGAGGCCUUAGUCUAGGCAAGAGGUGGCAAAAAUUCAUCUGUGAGAGCCCAUUUUUCAGAGUUCAAAAUUCUGUUGGGAAAGGGCAUGAGGAUUAUGGUAAGGGUGCCAGUACUCCAUUAGGCCAUUGUGAGGAAAAUACUUUAUAGACCUUAAAGUGUUCUGUAAAUGUAAGACAACAUAGUCUUGGUUAAUAGGAUCUUUUGUAGAUUGUCAAUAGACAAGGAGAAAUAUUGAAACUGCAGGCAAGUGUUAAGUCAUCAAUUUCAUAAUUUAAUCCCUAAACCUAGCCAAAUACCACCCCUUCUUAUCCCUCUUGGUUGUUUCGAUGACUCUCCAGAAGUAUCGUCUCUGUCUCCCCUCCCCCUACUUCCUUCACAAAAAGAAAUUAAACUGGUUCCAGAAUUUUUGCCUCACAUGACUCACUAUGACAAACUGAUUCUAACCCAUUGUUUCCUAGAUUAUUUGACAGUUGGGGGCUGCCACUUAAUCCCUAAAGAAUCUCCUUUAUAUAUAUGUAGUCAUACUUUGGGCAAUGUAGCUUGGGGGAGGUGAAAUUAAGGGGUCAGUAAUUUAAAUUAGCAAAUGCUUUUCUGGGACACAGUAUGAGGAGUUAGGUAAUGUUAUUUUCAUAGUGGGCAUUACAGAUUCUUGUGAAACGAAACUAGUUUGUCAGUUGAGCUGGCAAAGAAACUAUUUAUAAAUUGUAGUUUGUAAGUAUUCAACAAUUUUUGCAAACUACUUAGGAUCUAUCUAGGAUCCUGGAGAUAGAGCUGAAAGGAACUUCAGAGGCCAUCUAGAUUAACUCCUUCAGACGAGUGGUUUGUUUAAGAAACCUCCCUGUUGGAAAGAAGUUACGAAGAAUAAAAGACACAAUUAAAGAUGACUUCAAAAGCAGCUUGGUUUCUCAUUGAAAAAAGACAACCACAUGCAGCCCCAGUACCACAGUGCCUUGGAAUGACAGGGCAUAGGAUGUCAGCUCAAGUCAUUCAUCAGGUUGAAGAGGAAUUAGAUGAAGAUGAAAAGGAGGUGAUUCUUUUCUUAUGCCGGGAUCUUGCCCCAGAUUUAACCACAAAGUUGGACUUACGGGAUCUUCUAUGCACUUUGAAUGACAAGGGCAAGCUAUCUCCUGCUGGUUUGGCAGAAUUGCUGUACAGAGUAAGGAGGUUUGACCUGCUAAAGAGGAUAAUGAAAACAGACAAAGCUUCGGUGGAAGCCAGCCUGAUCAGAUACCCCAAACUGGUUUCUGAUUAUAGGGUGUUGAUGACACAACUUAGUGAGGAUAUGGACAAAUCGGAAGUGACUUCGUUUGUUUUUCUACUAAGAGAUUACAUAGGAGGAGGGAAGCCAUACAAGAACAAGAGUUUCUUAGAUGUUGUUAUCGAAUUAGAGAAGGUAAACCUGAUUUCUCCUGACAAGUUAGAUUUACUGGAAAAAUGUCUGAAGAAUAUUCACAGGAUUGAUUUGAAGAAAAAAAUUCAGAAAUAUAAACAGUCAGCUUUGGAAGCAAACUAUGUAAAUGGAAUCCCGACUUCCCUGCCAGCUGUAAACCUGAGAGAUCCUGUUUAUGGCUUAAUGCUCAAGAAUGGGAUAAAAAAGGAAGAAAGGCCAACCUUUGGACAACGUGGAAUUUCAACUGAACCACUUAAACUAUCCAUUCAGGAAUCCAGAAAAUCCUUGCCUCAGAUGGCUGACGACAUAUACAGGCUAAGGAGUCAACCAUUGGGCGUUUGUUUAAUAAUUGAUUGCAUUGGCAAUGAUGCAGAGACACUUACGGCCACAUUUACUUCCCUGGGGUUUGAAGUUCAGUGUCACCAAUGCCUGCGCACGGAAGAAAUCCACAAGACCCUUGGCCAAGUUGCCUGUCUCACCACGCAUCAGGACUAUGACAUUUUUGUGUGUAUUGUGAUCAGUCGAGGUAACUCCGAGGGGAUUUUUGGAGUAAACCACCAGACUUACCCAGUAUUCCCUCUGCAGCAGAUCAAGAAGCCUUUCACUGGGGAUGCCUGCCCUUUUCUCUCAGGGAAACCCAAACUCUUUUUUAUUCAGAACUAUAUGGUAGCAGAAGACCAGCAAGAAUCAAAUAAUGUCUUGGAGGUGGAUGGGGAUGGCGGCAAAGGGUCUUAUCUGGGGCAGAGACCUGGAGGGUCAUCUGUGCCUCAGGAAGCCGACAUUUUUUGGAGCGUGUGCACCGUGAAUGUUUCUGUGCUGGAGAGAUACCCCAAUUCACCAUCCUUCUACCUGCGUUCCCUGUCACAGCUCCUGCGUCGACCUGAAGAGAGAAGGUGCUCGCUUUUGAGUCUCCACAUUGAUCUCAACAACAAAAUCUUUGACUGGAAUAGCAGAGUGAUUCCUGAAGAGCAGUACUCUAUCCUAUUAGAACAUACUCUGAGGAAGAAAAUUGUUCUUUCCUAAAGAUGAGAAAAAAAAAAUUUCACAUGAUAUUAACAGAUGGGACCAGAGUCCCCAAUGCAUAGUUUUCUUCAGUGCCUUGAAUGUUUUUAUGUAGUGUGGUUGCUGUGGAAUUAUGUCUCGGUCCUUGUGGGGAUGUUCCCCACUGAAAUGAUGGGAAUGAGAUCUUUGAAUCCUUAGUGUGUUUGAUCAUCUGAGACCAGAGAACCAGGGGAUAAGGGAUACAGAUUUUAAGUUUGGUCUCAGUCUGCAUUUGCUUAUCCAUUGAUCUAUUAUUAUUAUGAUUAUUAUGGUAUUAUAUUGUUAGCAAGUGAUGAUUUUUCUUUCCUUCUUGGAACUGAAAGUAGUCUAAUGUCCUAAAACAACAGUUUCUAAUUAUUUUUGUCUUUUUUCUAUGAAAAUUACCAUUUAACUAAGGGAUUGCUAGUGUGCUUCCAGGAUAUAUCUAUAGCUCAUAUCUUUGUAUAACGGUUGCAAAACUACCUUCAGAAGGCGACCAAGAAGGAUCUUCUGACCCAGCAGCCUUUGUACUAUCUCACUGAGCUCAAUGGAACCGAACUGAUAAUUGUGCUCUUAUUUCCUUUUAUCAACACAAACAUAAUCUCAAGAUUAUAUGACAUACUGACUCAUAUUUAGGCACUUUUGGGAACCUAAAAUACAGGUUAUACAUAACACCUUCUAAAAAAAUAUACAUAACUUGUCAAGAUAGUUACAAGUGGUGUACCUUUUAAUAUCUAUUUAUGUUCUUAUUUAGUUUUAUGUAAAGUCUCUUCUUGAUUUAUAUUAUUUUAAAUAUAAAAGUAGUAAUUUUCCAUGAUUAAAUUUGUAUUAAGUAUCUGCUAUGUGCUCCUCAUAACAGAAGUAGAGAACAGAGUAGACUCUGAAAACAUGUAAUUAGUUCUAAAUAAUGAUAUUUGGGGUGAAGGGAGAGGGAAUUACAAGAUGAUUUUGAGAAUGAAACCCAAAACCGAAGUAAUUUACAAAGUUUAUUAAAUCAUUCAGUAGAGGAGAGCUGAAAAAACAGUGGUCCAGUCCCCCUGAAUGUCUCAAAGUUACACAUUACAUUGGGCAAAAACUCCCCACAUUCCAUGCAUCAGUCUUCAGAUCUGCUCGAGUUUCUAGUUAGCAUAGCCUAUUCCUUAUCUGAAAAAUGCCUAUUCAUGUCCCUUGCCCAUUUAUCAAUUGGGGAAUGGCUUGCUUUUUUGUAUAAUUGUUUGAGCUCCUUAUAAAUUUAAGUAAUUAGACCUUUGUCAGAUGUUUUUGUUAUAGAUUUUUCUCCAAUUUGUUACUUCUUUUCUAAUUUUGAUUGCAUUGCUUUUGUUUGUACAAACCCCUUUUAAUUUGAUGUAAUCAACAUUAUUUAUUUUACAUUUUGUAAUUUUUUAAAACUCUUCCUUGUUCUUAAAAUAUUUCCUCUCCCAUAGAUCUGACAGGUAAACUAUUUGAUGUUCACCUAAUUUACUUAUAGUUUCCUUCUUUAUAUUCAAGUAAUUUAUCCAUUCUGAGUUUAUCUUGGUAUAGGGUGUGAGAUGUUGAUCUAAACCUAAUCUCUCCCAUACUAUUUUCUAAUUUUCCCAGCAGUUUUUGUCAAAUAGUGUAUUUUUGUCCCCAAAGCUAGGCUCUUUGGUUUUAUCAUACACUGUCUUGCUGAGGUUAUUUACCCCAAAUCUAUUCCACUGAUCUUCCCUUAUGUCUCUUAACCAGUGCCAUAUUGUUUUGAUGACCACUGCUUUAUAGUACAAUUUAAGAUUUGGUACUGCUAGGCCCACCUCCUUCGCAUUUUUCCCCCCAUUAUUUUAGCAUAGCCUAUUCCUGAGUUAAGUAUUAAACAAAUCUGAUCUCUAAAUCAGACCUGGUUUUCUUAGAUCUCCUGGGUUCUGGUCAAACAAUGCAAUCAAGUUUUCCCACAGCAGCAAAUUUAGGUUCAAUGUAAGGGGGAAAAUAAAUUCUCCAACAAUUAUUCUCUUCAAAUGGAAAGUGGGAAGGAAUGGGUUCCCCCUCACUAAUAGUCUUCAAGUGAUGGCUUGGUAUAUUGUGAAGGGAUUCAUUUUCAUUUGUGAGUUGGACUAAUGAUCUCUGGGUUUCUUGGGAAUCAACUCCAAGAAACCUCCAUUCCUUUUCCUCGCUACCAUAUAUCACUUCCUCACCUGUUCUUGCUAUGAGCAUAAUUUUCACAAGCUCUGCUCAUUCUUUACAAGUUCAAGUAAGCACUAUCAACUUCUUGGUCUUAUGAUCAGAGACAGCCCCCCCCCCCCACCCUCAAUAGUACUUGUAAAGAUUUAAUAAUGCCUCACUAUUCAGGACAGAAUAAUUCAGAAGAAAUUUCUAUAAAACUGAAGUACGAUUUUAUCAUGUCUUUUAAUUUUCUUUUAAUUGACUUUAAAUUUGAGCACUUUAAUGGAAGCAGUUCGAGGAUAAUACAUCUUUACAUGUUUGCAUAUAUCAACAUUAAAAAAACUUAUCAAAGUCAAUACUUUGGGAAAAAUAUUUUGACAUAUUUUAUGGAUUUGAUUUUGCUUGGUUUUUCUUACUUUUUCCCCUAAUGAUGAAAUGUGAUAUAUAUUAUAGAGAAUAGAUAGAUUUAGGGUACAGAAUUAAAAAUAUAAUUCUGCAUACAGCCAUUUGGGGGAUUUCUUUUCCUUAAUUAUGAAUAUUUGUUACAAGAAAUUUCUUAACUUUUGUUUCAGGAGUAAACUUUAAAUUACUCCACCCUACUUAAACCUUACUUAAGGGGAAGAUAAAGUUGUAAUCUCCUGAUUGAACAAUGAAGGUACUUAGUUCUCACCUUAUAGUGAAACUAGAACUUGAAACUAAGUCUAUUUUGUGAACUUGGAAAUUACUCCACCCUACUCAGACAGUGCCUUAAGGGAAGAUAAAGUUGUAAACUCCUGAUUGAACAAUGAAAGUCCCUAACUCAUACUUUAUAGUAAAGCUAGAACCUUAAGAUAGGUCUAUUUUUAGGUCUAAUACAAAAAGGUGUUAAGUAUCUGUAAAGGUUAAAUUAAUCGCAAAAAAGGUCAAGUAACUUACUAAAGGCAAGCUUAACAAAGAGGUGUGAAGUACUCAGAAGAUAUAAUCUAAUAGAGAAGGUGAGAACCAAAGAAGGUGAGAACUAAGAAUGGGCAGUCCUGGAAAAAAGCGUCUACUGUGAUUGGUAGAUGUGAAAAUUUAGGGGAGGUGACAUAAGAGAAAAUUUCUUUAAAAGGAAGGGGUUAAAAAGUCAGUUGAGCAAUUUGAGUUGAAUUGAGUUAGAUUCUGAAAUUGGAGUUCAGGAGAUUCAGUGGAGGACUGGAGCUUGCUUAGAGACGGUGUUGUGGUGAGUAAUAAGAUUGACUCACUCUCCCUUAGGCUCAGGGAGGCCACUUUGGCCUAGGCCUUUAACUACUGCUUGGCUCAGCCUGAGCCAGAGUAGUUUAAAUGAAUUUUCUCUCUCUCUCCUUCCCUUAAUUCCUUCUUUCUUUAUUAAUUAAAAUCUCCAUAAAUCCCAGCUGACUUGGGUAUUUUCAUAUUUGGGAAUUUCCCAUGGUGACCACUUACUUAGAUUUUAAGUCAAAACACUAAAAUUAUCCUUACAAUUUUUAGUACCUUAAUACAAAAAGAUGCUAAGUAACUAUAGAGGUUAAAUUAAUCACAAAAAGGUCAAGUAACUAAGAAAAGGUGAACUUGAACAAAGUAGUGUUAAGUAACUCAAAAGAUAUAAUCUAAUCAAAGAAGAUGAGAAUUAAAAGUAUGGGCAGUUCUGGAGAAAGCCUUUGAUGUGAUUGGUAGAUGUGAAAAUUUAGAGGAGGAGACACAAGGGUGAAAGGUCUAUAUAUAUUUCAGAUUUUUCGUCCCUGAAGGACUCUCUUUCCCUUAUUGGUGGUGGAGAGUUAGCUGAGAGCAGCGAGCUGAGCCUUUCGGCAUCUUAGUGUGGCUACAAGCUAUUGUCUGGUUUGGUGGUGAGUUUCUGGCUGAGUUUUCCUCCUUUACUUUCCAACUUUAUCCUCUUAGAAGCCUCUAAUCUUCUUUAGAGACCUAGAGGCAGGGAUUUUUAAAUUCCCCUCUGGCAUAGGCCAGGUGGGAGAAAUCCUAUAUCCCCUUCCUUCCCUCUCCUUAAUUCCUUCUCUCUAUAUUAAUUAAAUUACCAUAAAAUUCCAGACUGAUUUGGGAUUUUAUUUGGGAUUUCCCCUGGUGACCAAUUAAAUCUAGAUUUUAAGUCACAACCUUAAAAUCAUCUUUACACAGGUCGGGUAGGAGUGAGAGGGAAAGAAAAUAGGUUUCUGUUGUGUUUUUUAAAUAGUGAGAGGCAAUACUGCUGUGUUUUUUAAAUAGUGAGAGACAAUACUGCAGAUAAGAAAUGGUGCAUUCACUUUUGAUGUGGGAGCACUAUUAUUAGUUUUACAAUUAUUUUACUUUGUUAUUAAAAACAUAAUGAGAGUAAUAUUUAUAUUGUAUAUUAAAUAUUUUUAAAUAAAAUAUAUGAAUAAAACUUAACUUUUUAAAAGAGAAGUCAACUUCUCUGAAUCUUAGUUUCCUCAUUUGUAAAAUGAACUGCCAAGGACCUAGAGGUACCCCUUUCUCACUCACUGAUUCUAGCAUGUGCUGGCUCUAAGUCUAGUACACUGGCUCCAUAUAGGUGGGGUGGGGGAGUGAAGAGUCUAUACUAGAUGUUUUGUGAAGGUCUUUUCCACUGGUUUGUUACUUUAACACCGUUUUGAACUCUGAAAUCUAAAGAGCUCUCUUUUUAAUUUGUUCUUCAUAUAUUUCUAGGACAAACUACUAUAUGCAAUUAUUACUUACUGUAAGAUGACCUGAUUUCAGACAAAACAAUGUGUCUGGGGUGUAUUCAGAAAUCAAGGGCAUAACCUUAUUAAUAAUAACUUAUUACUAUCAUUUUAAAUAGUAUUGAUCUCUUUGUUUUACAUUGCCUAAACUUUCCUCUAUCCUCCAAGAGCUAUCCUGUUUUACAAAAAAAAUGUCUUUUGAAGAAAUCAAGAGAAAGAGAAAAGAAAUCAGCAAAACCAAUUAAUGGAAAAAAGUCUUAAAAUAUCUUAAAUUGUGAUUUUUAAAAUCUCUAUCUUGCUUGGUCUAGCACCCAAAAUUGUGCAUACCCACACUACACGAGCAUGUCAAUGGCAAAUCAGAAAUAACUAACUGCCCACCUGGGCUGUCCCAAGCCAAGCUUGAGCCACCAUUGGCACGCAUGAGGCGCAGGAAGUGAGGUAGAGAACAGCCUCUGGAGUUCGCUCACUUCCUGUGGACAGGGCUAGGCGCCAGUUCAUUCUAGGAGCUUGAGCAAGGAGGAGGCCCACAGGCAGCUUUUCUUCAGAUCAGUCACGUGAGUGAAGGACUGAUUCCCUUCUCUACCUUGGCCUUCCAGGCCUAAGCUCCCUCUGGCUCUGGCCAGAAGGUUGAGUUAACCUUUUUCCCUUUCCCUUUCUUUCCUUCUCUCCCUCUCCUUCUUUCUUACUCCUGUUGUAAUUAAACCACCAUAAAACUCCAUACUGGAGUGUUUCAUUUAGGAAUUUCAUAAGUGAAUUUCUUGGCUACCUUAAAUUAAUAUAUACCAGCCUUAAAAGGUGAUUUGAAUACCACACAAUGUUACAAACCCAUGAACCCCUUAGCUCUCUAAAGAAGUUGGGGGAAAGUAUUUUCUCAUAUUUUUGCUUUGGGCUGAUAAUCCUUUAAUGACAAAAUCUGUGUUAUUUAUUGUGUUUGUAAUAGGCACAUCUGAGUCCAUUUUAAAGUGGCAUAAAAGAUUGUUACAAAAAUUUUGGAACAAAAGAUCACAUUUUCUCAUUAAUUGAAGGAGAUGAGUCAGAACUUAAAUAUUAUCAGUGGAAAUCUGUAGAUUCACAAAUAUAUUCCAAACAUUGACAGUAUGUUUAUAAUAAAAAAUGUAAAUCAAA
Monodelphis domestica (gray short-tailed opossum) is the source of this 8507-nucleotide messenger RNA. Lineage: Eukaryota; Metazoa; Chordata; Mammalia; Didelphimorphia; Didelphidae. The record is from RefSeq and is a predicted model, not a curated record.